This is a messenger RNA of Papilio xuthus (Asian swallowtail), 2227 nucleotides long. It is a transcript of the gene wdb, whose product is annotated as serine/threonine-protein phosphatase regulatory subunit widerborst. The record is from RefSeq and is a predicted model, not a curated record. NCBI's taxonomy places the organism in Eukaryota, Metazoa, Arthropoda, Insecta, Lepidoptera, Papilionidae. Gene Ontology annotation, biological process: protein dephosphorylation; signal transduction. Gene Ontology annotation, molecular function: protein phosphatase activator activity. The coding region runs from base 797 to 2227 and encodes 476 amino acids. Gene Ontology annotation, cellular component: cytosol; nucleus; protein phosphatase type 2A complex. The transcript is spliced from 8 exons.
CUCCAUCUAUUUUCAGAAAUAGGUACUUUUGAGUGCUGGCGUUUUCACUGCAAAACCAGUGAUGAUAGUCUUUUAGCUAGGUUGCAAUUGUAAAUUAAUCGUUAGACAAAGCGGAAAAAGUCGCAGAAGUAUAUAUUUAUUCAUGUAAAAGUGCAAUAUAUCAAAAUAAUCUCGUGUGUAGCGGAAAAAUGCAUCUAGUUUCACUGUGUGUGUCGAAACGGAUGGUGAGCGAUGGCGAGAAUACGGUGAUAGAUUUUUGGUGUUGAAAAUUUGCCCUGUGUCAUUGUCGAUUUAGUUUUCAAUAACGUCUGAGAAAGACAAUAACAGUUUUGUUUCGACUUUUGUGUAUUACAAAAUUGAAAAAUCAACUAUUUUGAAGAAUAUUGUCGAGAAAUUAAAUUGUCAUCGACUGACCGGCUGAUAUUACACGAGGCUUGUAUGUAUAUGUUACUUCUGCCUACUGGUAUUCGUGACACGCCUCAGAAAAUAAAACUGAUUUUGUGAAUGGAAUUGUUCUUUUUUAUUAUUGUGUCAUUUUGGUGAUAAAGACGUUUUAAAAUUACGUAACUGUUGUGGAAUCUUGAAGUGUAUAAAGAAUGGCCUGAGUGUGAGCACUCUAUUGCCGUCAUGUGUGACGAAGGAAUGUUUGUUUAGGCUGUAGUAUUUUGUUGCGACUGUACUAGGAGUGCGCGUUCGUCUCGUCAAUUGGACCGGAUCAUGACACUAUCCGAAUCAAAACAAGCAUCGCAUUGAUCGCACUCGAUAUUGUCAUUUGGGACACUUUUAUAUAAGCAAAAUGUCUUCGGGAACGUUUGUGGAUAGAAUUGAUCCGUUCGCCAAGCGUUCGUUAAAGAAAAAAACCAAGAAAUCGCAAGGAUCCUCUCGCUACCGCAACACGCAAGACGUGGAACUUCAGGCGCUACCGCUUCUUAAAGAUGUUCCAAAUAGUGAGCAAGAAGAACUGUUUAUUCGUAAACUGCGGCAAUGCUGUGUGGCAUUUGACUUCAUGGAUCCUGUUGCUGAUCUCAAGGGCAAGGAGAUAAAACGUGCCACACUCAAUGAGCUUGUAGAGUACAUCACUGGUGGCCGUGGAGUGCUUACCGAGCCUGUGUAUCCGGAGAUUAUUAAAAUGAUAUCGGCCAAUCUGUUCCGCACUCUGCCGCCGAGUGAAAAUCCCGACUUCGACCCUGAAGAGGACGACCCGACCUUGGAGGCGUCGUGGCCGCAUCUCCAGCUCGUCUAUGAGUUCUUCCUACGCUUCCUCGAGUCGACCGACUUCCAGCCCACCAUCGGCAAGAAGGUUAUUGACCAGAAAUUUGUUUUGCAGCUUUUAGACUUAUUCGACUCGGAGGAUCCUCGUGAACGCGACUUUCUGAAAACUGUCCUCCAUCGCAUUUACGGCAAGUUCUUGGGACUGCGAGCCUUCAUACGGAAACAAAUCAAUAAUAUUUUCCUACGAUUUGUAUAUGAAACUGAACAUUUCAACGGUGUCGGAGAGCUCUUAGAAAUAUUGGGAAGCAUAAUCAAUGGGUUCGCUCUGCCACUGAAGAGCGAACACAAGCAGUUCCUGGUGAAGGUGCUGCUGCCUCUGCACAAGGUGAAGUGCCUGUCGCUGUAUCACGCGCAGCUGGCCUACUGCGUGGUGCAGUUCCUCGAGAAGGAUGCUACACUCACUGAGCCUGUAGUGCGCGGACUGCUCAAAUUCUGGCCCAAGACCUGCUCCCAAAAAGAGGUUAUGUUCUUGGGCGAGAUAGAAGAGGUAUUGGAUGUGAUUGAGCCAGCUCAGUUUGCCAAAAUACAAGAGCCAUUAUUUAGACAAAUUGCAAAAUGUGUGUCCAGUCCACAUUUUCAGGUGGCAGAGCGGGCUCUGUACUUCUGGAACAACGAAUACAUUCUGUCGCUGAUGGAGGAGAACAACCAGGUGAUAAUGCCGAUCAUGUUCCCGGCGCUGUAUCGCAUCAGCAAGGAGCACUGGAACCAAACGAUUGUGGCGCUCGUCUACAACGUGCUCAAGACCUUUAUGGAGAUGAACUCCAAGCUGUUUGACGAGCUCACGGCUAGCUACAAAGCUGAACGACAAAAAGAGAAGAAGCGCGAGAAGGAGCGCGACGAGCUGUGGAAGAAGCUGGGCGAGCUGGAGAUCAGCAGCAAGCGGCAGGCGGGGGGUGCGGUGGGUGCGGUGGGUGUGGGGGGUGCGGUGGGAGCGGGGGGCGCGGUGGGCAAGUGA